This is a messenger RNA of Ipomoea triloba (trilobed morning glory), 1869 nucleotides long. Its product is annotated as ribosomal protein S4, mitochondrial-like. Gene Ontology annotation, cellular component: small ribosomal subunit. Gene Ontology annotation, molecular function: rRNA binding; structural constituent of ribosome. The record is from RefSeq and is a predicted model, not a curated record. Lineage: Eukaryota; Viridiplantae; Streptophyta; Magnoliopsida; Solanales; Convolvulaceae. Bases 505 to 1869 code for a protein of 454 amino acids. Gene Ontology annotation, biological process: positive regulation of translational fidelity. The transcript has 5 exons.
CGCCUUCAACACGAAUGACGUGAUAAUCCGGAGUUUUAACUGUUAACAGUUCUUUCUUUUUUUUAACAGGAGAUUUCUCUUUUUCGUUAGAUAAGAGAAGAGUGAAGGGGUGAUUUAAUAUGACUAUCAAUGACUUUGUUCAUAAGCUAAUAAGAUCUUUUAUCGAUGAAAAUGCGGUGGUAUCGUAUAGUUGAUAAGGCUGCUUUUAGGAGUGAUCUUUCUCUCUAACUAGAAAGAUCAUAAGAGACGAAAGAUCGUAGCCUAGAGUCUACAUAAGGUGCUUUCGAGUUCUAAGAGUUUUCUUCUCCCUUCUCACGUUCACGCUUUAUAAACUUACUAUUGGCUAUGGUAAGUAGAAAAAGAAGUUCUCUUCCAUUCAUCGAGAUGGAAUUGGUGUGAAGUGAAAGGAGGUCGUUCGUUCGAGAAUAGGGGUCGUGGAAGAAUUGUUGGGUUCGAUUCCCAUAGCCCCGGUGUGGAAUCAAGAAUGAUUCAACGAGAUAUGAAAUGCCUGCAUUAAGAUUUAAAACUUGUCGUCUACUUUCAGGAAAUGUUUGGAACAGAAAACUUACAAUAAUACAACGCCGUAUUCUCGGAAGAUUGAGGAACAAGAAGAGAUCUAUUAAGAGAAAGAUUUAUUCGAGAAAAAAUCUUAACAGUUACAUCCAAUUACAAACUACACGAAAGUUGUCCCUUUUUUAUGGAAAUUUACCCAUCACAGAGAUGCACAGAGGAACAAAACGAACUUCAUAUAUCCCUUUUCUCCUCAAUCCAGAAACAAGAUCGGACGUUAUUCCGGUUCGUCUCCAUUUUUGUGAAACUAUUCCUCAAGCAAGGCAGCCGAUAAGUCAUCGAAGGAUUUGUGUGAAUAAUGGAAUGGUAAACAUUACUCAUUUUAAACUCUCCCACGGUGAUAUAAUAUCUUUUAAAGAAAAUGAUGCGAGAACCCGCGGUGAAGAAAUAAGGAGCUAUAUCGGAAAAAGAAUAGGCAAAUCACCAAAUUUCCGGUUGCGUUCUGCUAUGCAAGAAGAAUACUUAGAAAGAACAAAGAAGUUUGGAUCCGAAAAAGUAUGCUUAGGUAGUUCUUUCGCUGAGCACAACAGAAUGAAGAGGAAUUUGUAUCAUUUAAAAUCCCUAUUCUUAUCGAAUAGAAGGAACGAGAAAAACCGAAAUAUUCCUACUCGAAUAAGAAGUCCUAUAGUUGACAACUCUUCUUUAUAUAGUAAUUCGACCUAUUGCUCCGCAUCCCCCCAGAAGUUUACUAGGAAGAUAAAAAUAAAAAGGAUCGAACUACCUACUCAUUAUUCGGAGGUGAAUCAUAGAACACCAAAAGCUGUGGUAUCUUAUGGACCUAACAUAGGUCAUAUCCCUUUAUAUGUUUUGGCCACGUCCGUUUCCGCUCCGAAGAAGAAGAGAAUCCGCUGUGACAAAAGGGGCUGUGUCAGACUGAUCAAAGCAAGCCUCAAAGCGAGAAAGGAAGUCUCACCUGAUUUCCUCGGAAAGAGAGUCGACAAGCGAGUACGAGUAGAGAGAAUCCGCUGUGACAAAAGGGGCUGUGUCAGACUGAUCAAAGCAAGCCUCAAAGCGAGAAAGGAAGUCUCACCUGAUUUCCUCGGAAAGAGAGUCGACAAGCGAGUACGAGUAGAGGUAGCAGCCACAACUGAACGCUUUCAAGCACAGUUUCAUUACGUGAUAUUGAGUUAUUUCAGCUCUAACAGAGCUAAGACUUCGGUUUCAUCAAUCCUGCAUCGCAUGGCUUCUAUUCCUUCGGCAGUGGAUUCGGGAUCUAAUAGAGUGGGAGUUAGAGCAAGAGUUAGUAAGCCAGCAAGGAUAGAGCAAGUAGUAGAAGUCUUGAGUCCGCCAAGCAACUAG